GCCUUCCUUCACAGCGCACAAUGGCGCUCACAGCGGCCGGCCGGCGGGAGUCAAGCGAGCGGGUCGUGCAGGUGCCAGGAGAGAAACCACAUCUGUGCUCUGUGUGUGACAGAAGCUUUACAAGUAAAUCAUAUCUUCUCAUACAUCAGAGGAGUCACACAGGAGAGAAACCACAUCUGUGCUCUGAGUGUGACAAAAGCUUUACACAUAAAUCAAAACUUAUCAUACAUCAGAGGAGUCACACAGGAGAGAAACCAUUUGAAUGUUCUGAAUGUAGCAAGUGUUUUUCCCAGAAGUCAUAUCUUCUCAUACAUCAGAGGAGUCAUACAGGAGAGAAACCACAUCUGUGCUCUGAGUGUGACAGAAGCUUUACACAUAAAUCAAAACUUAUCAUACAUCAGAGGAGUCACACAGGAGAGAAACCAUUUGAAUGUUCUGAAUGCAGCAAGUGUUUUUCCAAGAAGUCACUUCUUCUUAUACAUCAGAGGAGUCACACAGAAGAGAAACCAUUUAUUUGUUCUGAAUGCAGCAAGUGUUUCUCCCAGAAGUCACAUCUUGUUAUACAUCAGAGGAGUCACACAGGAGAGAAACCACAUCUGUGCUCGGAGUGUGACAGACGCUUUACAUGUAAAUCACAUCUUAGCAGACAUCAGAAGAGUCACACAGGAGAGAAACCACAUAUGUGCUCGGAGUGUGACAGAAGCUUUACAUAUAAAUCGCAGCUUAUCAGACAUCAGAGGAGUCACACAGGAGAGAAACCAUUUGAAUGUUCUGAAUGCAGCAAGUGUUUUUCCCAGAAGUCAGAGCUUGUUAUACAUCAGAGAGUUCACACAGGAGAAAAACCAUUUGAAUGUUCUGAAUGCAGCAAGUGUUUUUCCCAGAAGUCAGAGCUUGUUAUACAUCACAGGAGUCACACAGGAGAAAACACAAUUAUAUGUUCUGAAUGCAGCAAAUGUUUUGCCAGGAAGUCAUAUCUUGUUAUACAUCAGAGGAUUCACACAGGAGAGAAACCAUUUAAAUGUUCUGAAUGUAGCAAGUGUUUUUCCCAUAAGUCAUUUCUUAUUCGACAUCAGAGGAGUCACACAGGAGAGAAAUCAUUUAUAUGUUCUGAGUGCAGCAAAUGUUUUUCCCAUAAGUCAUAUCUUGUUAUACAUCAGAGGAGUCACACAGGAGAGAAACCAUUUAUAUGUUCUGAAUGUAGCAAGUGUUUUUCCCGGAAUUCACAUCUUGUUAUACAUCAGAGGAGUCACACAGGAGAGAAACCAUUUACAUGUUCUGAAUGUAAGAAGUGUUUUCCCCAGAAGUCAAAGCUUGUUAUACAUCAGAGGAGUCACACAGGAGAGAAACCAUUUGAAUGUUCUGAAUGUAGGAAGUGUUUUUCCCAGAAGUCACAUCUUGUUAUACAUCAGAGGAGUCACACAGGAGAGAAACCAUUUACAUGUUCUGAAUGCAGCAAAUGUUUUUCCAGGAAAUCACUUCUUAUUAUACAUCAGAGGAGUCACACAGGAGAGAAACCAUUUACAUGUUCUGAAUGUAGCAAAAGCUUUACACAUAAAUCAAAACUUAUCAUACAUCAGAGGAGUCACACAGGAGAGAAACCAUUUGAAUGUUCUGAAUGCAGCAAGUGUUUUUCCAAGAAGUCACUUCUUCUUAUACAUCAGAGGAGUCACACAGAAGAGAAACCAUUUAUUUGUUCUGAAUGCAGCAAGUGUUUCUCCCAGAAGUCACAUCUUGUUAUACAUCAGAGGAGUCACACAGGAGAGAAACCACAUCUGUGCUCGGAGUGUGACAGACGCUUUACAUGUAAAUCACAUCUUAGCAGACAUCAGAAGAGUCACACAGGAGAGAAACCACAUAUGUGCUCGGAGUGUGACAGAAGCUUUACAUAUAAAUCGCAGCUUAUCAGACAUCAGAGGAGUCACACAGGAGAGAAACCAUUUGAAUGUUCUGAAUGCAGCAAGUGUUUUUCCCAGAAGUCAGAGCUUGUUAUACAUCAGAGAGUUCACACAGGAGAAAAACCAUUUGAAUGUUCUGAAUGCAGCAAGUGUUUUUCCCAGAAGUCAGAGCUUGUUAUACAUCACAGGAGUCACACAGGAGAAAACACAAUUAUAUGUUCUGAAUGCAGCAAAUGUUUUGCCAGGAAGUCAUAUCUUGUUAUACAUCAGAGGAUUCACACAGGAGAGAAACCAUUUAAAUGUUCUGAAUGUAGCAAGUGUUUUUCCCAUAAGUCAUUUCUUAUUCGACAUCAGAGGAGUCACACAGGAGAGAAAUCAUUUAUAUGUUCUGAGUGCAGCAAAUGUUUUUCCCAUAAGUCAUAUCUUGUUAUACAUCAGAGGAGUCACACAGGAGAGAAACCAUUUAUAUGUUCUGAAUGUAGCAAGUGUUUUUCCCGGAAUUCACAUCUUGUUAUACAUCAGAGGAGUCACACAGGAGAGAAACCAUUUACAUGUUCUGAAUGUAAGAAGUGUUUUCCCCAGAAGUCAAAGCUUGUUAUACAUCAGAGGAGUCACACAGGAGAGAAACCAUUUGAAUGUUCUGAAUGUAGGAAGUGUUUUUCCCAGAAGUCACAUCUUGUUAUACAUCAGAGGAGUCACACAGGAGAGAAACCAUUUACAUGUUCUGAAUGCAGCAAAUGUUUUUCCAGGAAAUCACUUCUUAUUAUACAUCAGAGGAGUCACACAGGAGAGAAACCAUUUACAUGUUCUGAAUGUAGCAAGUGUUUUACUAGUAAGAAAACACUCAGUAAUCACAUGCGGAGUCACUCUGAGGGCCUGAAUGCAGCUUGUGUAUCAUAACUAAUGUAACUUAUCACAACUGUAUGAAUUCAAUGGAACCAAUAUUUAUUUUCUGAAUGUGACAAGUGUUUUAUAUAAAUUUGUCUUGAUAAAGACAGGAGAGGUCUGACAAGUGGACCUGGAGGUACUUUUCCCCUUGGGAAGGUCUCUGUGUGUUGGGAACUAGAGCUGCAGUAUAACAAUAGCCAAUGACCGUGGGACUGCCAUUACUGAGCUCUGUAAUAUACAGCUGUUCUGCUCAUGCAGGUGCUGGGACUAGUAGAGAAUUCCAGCAGCUCCUCUCAGUACUGGGAUUCCUUCUCUGACCAGCAGGGCUAUGAGUGCUGGGUAUUUCUACAGGAACAAUGUAUGCUGCUCUGUUUCACCGUAUGGGUUAUUGUACGGGGUGUUAUUUUUAACCACUUUUAGAUGCCAUUUUGUCCAUGUUUAACUCCAUUUUGUAUGUGUAUGACCUCAUUGCUUUAUAUACUGUACAUACUUUUUAUUAGUAUUAGUGCUUUGCAGACAUAUAGGCACCAGUUAGAAAUAAAGUCUCACGUUAAGUUACAAGUUUUCUUUCACCUUUGACAUAGUGUGAAAGACAUGGUGAGUGGGAAGUGUAUACAGCUUUUAGGGUGGUUGAUAAUAAAUAAAUGUUCCUGUUAUCAGUAUCUCAGAUGGAAACUGUCUAGUAAGAUGUUUGGGGUAUUGUGUACAUAAGUAGGGGAAAGGGUACAGUUGUCUAGAAUAACAUAAAUUAUGUUAUCCUGAAUGACUACUGCACCCAGCGUCACAGACCCUGAAUGUAAUAUCUGGUAAGACAAUGUUAGCGUAUCCUUGCAGGGUUAUAAAGCCUAGAGACUUACACAUAGCAAGUAGUUCUGAUGGAAGCUAGGUCUGGCUGCAGCGGACCUAGACUUCUACAAACCCCCUCCAGCUUUUAACUUGCAACAAAGUUAUUAGGCGGGACCCAAGAGAAUGACUGAACUACAUUAAACUACUUAGUUAAUCGAUGACCAUCAUCUGGGACAGAUCUUAUAAUAGCUGGGAUAAGAGCAGAGUGUAUCUGAUUUCAUUAUUUUUGGCUCUUCACAAGAUAUCUCCCAUGAUAAGAGAUGUGAAUAAAGAAAAGAGAGUGGAACAGGCACGGCGAUGGAUUGAGAGUGGUGAAACAUUUCAUGAUGUGAUUUUCACAGAUGAAUCGUCUGUUGCCCUUGAGCGGUUCUCCAGAAUGUCAUUCCGGAAACGUAACCAUAUCAUUAAAACCAUGCCCAAAGCAUCCAUUGAAAGUCCAUGUAUAGGGAGGCAUAUCACGAUUAGAAGCUGGUCCCCUGUUAUUUUUCGAAGGGAUCAUGGAUAAGAAAUGUUUCCAAGAAACAAUAGUAGAGGGAUGUAUGGUGCCAUUUGUGAAUAAAUAUUACCCAACUAACCAUAGGAUAUUCCAAGACAAUGAUCCUAAACACUCCGCCUCAGCCAAAUUUAUGGAAGAGAAAGGUAUGAAUUGGGAACGCACACCACCAGAAUCACCAGACAUGAACCCAAUCGAAUUAGUGUGGGCUCAAUUGAAGAGGUACAUUAGGAGUGUUGCGAAGCCAACAACAAAACAGCAGCUGUUGGAUGGGAUAAAGAAAUUUUGUCUAGAAGUACUCACACCUGAACAUUGUAAUAAUUAUAUAAAUCACCUGUAUAAACUAUUACCUGUUAUAGUCGAAAGAAAUGGUCAAGCCACAAAUAUGUAGUUCUGUACUGUAUUUUCUGUUUAAAAUUUUAAAUUGGUGCAUUAUUAAAAAUGUUUAUAAAAUU
Messenger RNA from Pseudophryne corroboree (corroboree frog), 4577 nucleotides. RefSeq names its product zinc finger protein 850-like. Bases 21 to 2795 code for a protein of 924 amino acids. NCBI's taxonomy places the organism in Eukaryota, Metazoa, Chordata, Amphibia, Anura, Myobatrachidae. Gene Ontology annotation, cellular component: chromatin; transcription regulator complex; PcG protein complex. The record is from RefSeq and is a predicted model, not a curated record. Gene Ontology annotation, molecular function: RNA polymerase II cis-regulatory region sequence-specific DNA binding; DNA-binding transcription factor activity, RNA polymerase II-specific. The transcript is spliced from 4 exons. Gene Ontology annotation, biological process: regulation of transcription by RNA polymerase II.